AAAAAAAAAGGCAUUCUCCGUCAGAGGAGAGAAGACGGCUCUCGCCGAAGCCUUCAGCAUAGGUUUCUUCUCCCCUCUGCUCUCAGAAUUGUAUGAUCUGAGCUCAUAUUCAAUUAUUCUAGCUGCCAGAGUUGUGGAAGAGAGAGAGAGAGAGAGAGAUGGGUAAAGAUGAAUGAAUAUAGUGGCUUUUGAAUGUUUAUACAUGCCUUACUGUGAUCAGGAAACACAAUUCAACAAUCUUUGCUUCUUAUCAGUUUCUGUUGUGAUGUGCUGAAGGAAAUAUAUCUUAUGGCCAACAAAGGGGAGGCUGAAUGGAUUGAAAGAGUGAGAUCAGAGGGAGCUGUUCCACUAGUUGAUGCAGACACUUGUCAACCUGGCUGGGCUUCUCCGCCGGCAGACAAGUUCAUGGUCAGAGGCCCAGAUUACUUCUCCACCAAGGUUAAAGUUCCUGCUGCUCCAUGUCUUCUUAAGCCGAUUGGAUUUGACUGGAUUACAAGUUCUACAAAGAUUGCAGACAUCUUAAAACAUCCUAACAGUCGCGUCAGGAAGAUUAUUGAGGAUGAGUUUCUGUUAGGCAAUAAGCCUUUUGUUUGGGCUUUCAAUCUUCAAGUUCCCAGUAAGGAACACUACAGUGCAGUAGCCUAUUUUACAACCACAGGACCUAUCCCCGAGGGAUCUUUGAUGAAUCAGUUUCUAAAAGGUGAUGAUGGGUUUAAGAAUUCCAGGCUUAAGUUGAUUGCCAACAUUGUUAAGGGCCCUUGGAUAGUGAGAAAAGCAGUUGGGGAGCAGGCCAUAUGCAUAAUUGGUCGCUCCCUUUCUUGUAGCUACUGUAUAUCAGACAAUUUUCUAGAAGUAGAUGUAGAUAUUGGAUCUUCCAUGGUUGCAAGUGCAAUAGUUCAUCUGGCAUUUGGUUAUAUCACCACAUUGACUGUAGACCUUGCCUUUCUGAUCGAGAGUCAAACUGAGUCCGAGCUUCCAGAACAGCUCUUAGGUGCUGUUAGAUUCUCCAACCUAGAUCCUGCUGUGGCUAGGCUUGCUGAACAAUCUACUGGUAGGAGUCUUGGCACUUUGCAGUCUUCUCUACCUACACGACUAUGGAAAUCACUCGGGCAGGGGUUCUCCCAUAUUCUUCAUCCAGGUGCCCAAGAGAAUGGCUCUAGCUCAAGCAGCUCACCACAAGCUAAUGGAACAGGGGAUAAUAAAGUUGGCAGUUCUGAAGAGAUUUAAAAGUGGAGCGGUUGAACGAACAGGUUGGAUGUAUAAUAGCUUUCCUAAGAGUAAGAAUAAAAGUAGUUUUGCUUAUAGUUUCGUCGAGUCUUUCCAGCCAGGGGAUUUAUUGCUUGCUCUGUUUCUGAAUCUCUUUUUUACAGUUUGUAAUUCCCAUUUUAUAUAAUUUCUUUUGAGCCGGUGACUUGGUCACUCGUAGUUAUAAAUUGAUAUGGCAAAUCCAAGUUGGAUCCAUAAAAUAAUCUCUUUCUGCAGUAUUGCUGAAAGUUUGAUAAACCUGUUGUAACUUGUGAGAUUGUUUUCAGUUGAGGCUGAUACUCAAU
Messenger RNA from Argentina anserina (silverweed cinquefoil), 1550 nucleotides. Its product is annotated as protein ENHANCED DISEASE RESISTANCE 2-like. The record is from RefSeq and is a predicted model, not a curated record. The coding region runs from base 289 to 1227 and encodes 312 amino acids. The transcript is spliced from 3 exons. NCBI's taxonomy places the organism in Eukaryota, Viridiplantae, Streptophyta, Magnoliopsida, Rosales, Rosaceae.